AAGAACCUCAACUACAAUUAUAUCAUACUGGGUGGUUAGGGCUUAAUUUUUUUGCUCUAGGGUACAUCUUGCUGUGUAGACAUGGUGCUCUGGAUUAUUUUCCCCAUCUCCCUCUCCCUGGUCUCCUUCCUUGGAACAUGGACUGUAUAUGGCCUGGCCUUCUCCAACAAUCACGUGUGCUCUCUCAGUGACUGGGGAAGUGACUACUACUGCAGAGGGAAUCAGUCCACCGGCUGUUGCCUUGUUCCCACUAUAAGCUCGAGUGGGUCUGGCAUACCACAAAACUCCCUGUUUACAGCCACAAUCAACGCUGGAUCCUUUCUGUUUCUGCUGUUCUCUGUAUUCCACCAUGCCCAUAUUCUGGAGAGACAUGCAUGCCAUUCCAUGCUGAGCAGGAUUGCACUUGUCUUCGGUGUGGUGGCAGCCAUGGGGGCUUUCGCUGCUGGAAACUGCAAUCCAGGCUACCUGUCACUCCUUCACUACCUGGGAGCUGCCGUCAGUUUCCUGUGCAUCUGCUUCUACACUGUUCUGCUCACUGCGCUGACCGGGAAGUGUGUGCUGACAGGAUAUGAGAAGGUCCUCUACCCGCUCCGCAUCAUCUCCACUGUGGUUCAAACCAUCGUCACCAUCUGCUAUACUGUUUUGUUUGCGCAAGACGAGUACUUUUACGUCCACUUGUCUGCUAUAUUUGAGUGGAUGCUCAGUGUCAACCUGGAGCUGUUCGAGCUCAGCUUCGCCGUGGAGUUUUGCUUCUUCUCGUCCUUCAUGCUCUCAAACCUGCUGAGCAAACGGGACGAGGAAAAGCCCCUGAUGAUGACGAUGUCCUGAUACGAGGCUGCCAGGGUCCAGCUGACGCACGUUAGCAGUGAGGAUGGACUGAGUGAGACAUCUGUAAAGACAGUAGCUGGAUCGUGGCUGAGGGACCAAUAAUUUAUUUUCACCUCUUCGCGGGGAAGGAUUUAUAUCCAUUUGUGGAUUAUGACUGCUUUUAUUCCACCCUCUUGCUAAUUUUGCCUAAAAUGUUAUGAUCUUCUUUACUGCGCAUUUUCUGUAAAAAAAAAAAGGUAAAACGCUCCUUAUUUAUUGAAACCAAUGAGCUUGUACAGCACAUGAACAAACACAUUGGACGUAUUAUACUUUUGUGCAAACUAUGUUGCUGCUUGGCCAACGGAACAAUUAACCCGAGGGUUCAUACUCUAAAACUCUUUGUUUGUGAACAAUGAACGCCUCAUUAGAUGCACUAAUAUCUCACUGAUGUUAAUUUAACAUUAAGGUUCCUUAGUGGAUGUAACUGCUUAAUAAAAUCAUGACCACUGUA
Chelmon rostratus (copperband butterflyfish) is the source of this 1318-nucleotide messenger RNA. RefSeq lists its product as uncharacterized. The transcript is spliced from 8 exons. Bases 82 to 828 code for a protein of 248 amino acids. Gene Ontology annotation, biological process: protein localization to plasma membrane. Lineage: Eukaryota; Metazoa; Chordata; Actinopteri; Chaetodontiformes; Chaetodontidae. The record is from RefSeq and is a predicted model, not a curated record.